Diachasma alloeum is the source of this 3378-nucleotide messenger RNA. Its product is annotated as serine/threonine-protein phosphatase PP1-beta catalytic subunit. The record is from RefSeq and is a predicted model, not a curated record. The transcript has 7 exons. Gene Ontology annotation, molecular function: protein serine/threonine phosphatase activity. NCBI's taxonomy places the organism in Eukaryota, Metazoa, Arthropoda, Insecta, Hymenoptera, Braconidae. The coding region runs from base 77 to 1144 and encodes 355 amino acids. Gene Ontology annotation, cellular component: cytoplasm; nucleus.
CCAAGCGGUCCACAAACAUUGACCCAGUGUUGGGCGAUCGUCUCGAGACCCCACGGUUAUCAAGUUGGUGGAAAAAAUGGCGGAUGUCGACUUGAACAUCGACAGCUUGAUACAGAGAUUACUCGAAGUAUAUCACACACAGAAUAAUGAUCAGGUCCAGAAGAAGGGCAGACUAGCUGAUAUAUUCCUUUCAGAGUUUGCUGUUCGAGGAUGUCGUCCAGGGAAAUCGGUUAUCAUGACGGAGGCUGAGGUGCGUGGAUUGUGCCUGAAGAGUCGUGAGAUAUUUUUGCAACAGCCAAUACUUUUGGAAUUGGAAGCACCACUCAAAAUAUGCGGCGACAUACACGGCCAAUACACCGAUUUACUCCGGCUAUUUGAGUACGGUGGAUUUCCACCCGAGUCGAAUUAUCUUUUUCUCGGUGAUUACGUGGACAGGGGUAAACAGUCUCUGGAGACUAUUUGUCUGUUGCUUGCGUAUAAGAUCAAGUAUCCUGAGAAUUUUUUUCUCCUGAGGGGCAAUCAUGAGUGCGCGAGUAUCAACAGGAUAUAUGGGUUUUAUGAUGAGUGCAAGCGCAGGUAUAAUAUCAAAUUGUGGAAGACUUUUACGGAUUGCUUCAAUUGUCUGCCUAUUGCUGCUAUCAUCGAUGAGAAGAUAUUCUGUUGUCAUGGGGGAUUAAGUCCUGAUCUGCAGGGAAUGGAACAAAUCAGACGGAUUAUGAGACCAACUGAUGUCCCAGACACUGGACUCCUCUGCGAUCUCCUUUGGUCUGAUCCAGACAAAGAUGUUCAGGGGUGGGGAGAAAAUGAUCGAGGUGUAUCCUUCACCUUUGGCCCAGACGUAGUAUCAAAAUUCCUAAACCGUCACGAUAUGGAUCUCAUAUGCAGAGCCCAUCAGGUAGUCGAGGAUGGCUAUGAAUUUUUUGCAAAACGACAACUUGUCACGCUAUUCUCAGCCCCGAAUUACUGUGGUGAAUUCGACAAUGCAGGAGGCAUGAUGAGCGUCGAUGAGAAUCUCAUGUGUAGCUUCCAGAUUUUGAAACCAUCCGAGAAAAAAGCGAAAUAUCAGUACGGUGGUAUGAUUGCGGCGCAGACUGGAAGGCCAUCAACACCCCAGAAGAAUCCAACCAAAAAGAGCAAAAAAUGAUCGUCAUACCCAGCUGAUCCUGCAUAGCAGUCAACACUCAUGUCAUUCUAGUUGUGGGACGUCGUAUUAUCCAAUUGAGCCCAUAACGCCACAGCCGAACGUAUACAAGUACCUCUUCCUCGAUUCGCAACGUUUAAAUCGUCACUAAAGAAACUAAAAGAGAAAAAAAAAAUAUGAGGAGAACAGCCAUCGGCGGUGAAGAGAGAUAUGAGUGAUGACAGGCUUUAAAAUCAGAAAAUGAAUAACAAAUGAUGAAAAUACGAUUGAUCAUUCUUCCUGUUGACUAUUGACAGUUCAUUUGUUCUAUUAUUUUUUCAAUGGAUUUACUGUUGAAUUAUUAUCAGAGCUUAAUUUUAUUUCUCAUGCAUUAAUUAUUGAAAUUCGUACUUCCAGCCUUCAGGAGUGAGGAUGAAACGCCUUUAACGUGCAUUUCGUGAAUGUACUUUAUUUAUUGCUUAUCAAACAUUAGGUUAACUUUGUCAGUGAUCACUCGUGAUCAUUGAGAUUGAUUCAUUGAGAAUUCGCUUGUCGACUUCGUUAACAGUCAAAUUCAAUCGUUUUUUUUAUUAAUUUUUAGUGUGAGAUGUUUAGGAGCAGGAUACACCUCUUGUGCAACAAUUUUUAACGAUUUAAUUUCUUCUUUUCGUGAUGUUUGUUCAGGCAUUUAAUUUCUCGCUUACUCAGCGGCAUCGCACGUCGUUUACGUAGGCAUUUUUUUUUCUUUCAUUUGAUAUUAUUCAUGAUCCGUCUCGUCUUGAGUCACUUCCUCAGAAAUGAUACGCCGACUUGUGUGAGAAUGUCUAACCGUGAAUUAUGUGAAUGUGCGAGGGUGAAUGAUUAGAUUUUGUGAAGAGAUAAAAAAUGAUAAACAGUAUUUUUUAUGGCGAUGCCUCUGUAUAGAUAAUUAUAAGUUUUCCUCGGAAAUUUAAUGUGAGGUGGGGGAGGUUGGGGGGGAUUCUGUGAAAAUUGUUGUAGUGUUGAGAUGUACGAAAAAAAUUUGUAGAAAAACCUAGCGAAUUUGGUGGAAAAUUCGAUUGGAUUUCUUUUGAAAUGUCUACUGGCUUUUGGACAAUUCUCUUGUUCAAGGGAGAAUAUUCUAUAGAAAAAAUCAAUGGAAUCCGGUUUUUCCAGUCCACUUAUUCUAUGGAUAUAUUUUCUCAAAUUUUCAAAGUUUUUUGUUGAAUUUUUUUAAUGAAAAAAAUAGCAAAAAAAUAGGGGUAAUACACUAGAAUUCCCGCAGAAAAUGUCUCAGUAGAAAAAGUUUUAUAGAAAGUUAAAAUUCUACUGAUUUUUUACUAUAAAAUAGUUUAUAUUGAACACACGCCCAGCUUCGGAAUUCUUCUGGUUUUCCUAUGAAAUUUUUUCAUGCGUGGGAGAACAGGAGAUGAGGCAAGGAGGUUUGGAUUAUUUCAAUAAUGAGAUAAUUCAAUUAUCAAUAGUGAAAAAAAAUUCCUGCAGCAGUAGAUGAUUUCGCACAUGUCUCUGGAACGAAUACUUCCAAAGAAAAAUGUCAGGAGAUUUCUGUAGAUAAUUCUAUUGGCUACAAAAAAUAUUUAUUGAUAUUUUUCCCUAGACCCAUCGGUUCAAAAGACAUUUCUCCAUCUCCUGUGAUCACUUAACCACUGGUUUUGGUUGAUUUUGUUGUUUACGGUAGUAAAAAAUAUACCAGGUUGUGUCGUAAGAUCAAAUGAUUCGCCUUAGGUGGGCAUUGCAAUAUUCUCGUGUCCUUUCAUUGCCGUUUCAGGUAAAAAGAAGAAUUAAGAAAAAUACAAAAUUAAAAUAAUAAUAUUAAUUAAUGGUAUAAUGAUUAGUAUAAUGAGCGAAAGAUGUAAAAUUACAUGGGAUAAUUAUUAUAACUGUACAAACAUGAUUACUUUUGGUUUAUCUGUCGUAGAUAAUGUGGAGACAUUACGAUUCUUUGAGAUUUUAUCCUACCUUUUUGCCUGAAAAUUUGUUUUUUCAGGUUUAAUCGGGUGGGAAUUUUGUUGACGAGGGCAUCCCUUGUGCACUUUAUUGAUUGAAUAAUACAUAUUAAUAUUUCAAUUAUAUUAUUAUAUUAUUAUUCAUGUGUCUAUCAUUUACAUCAAGAUCAUUAUUUUGCGGUUGUUCGACAUAACGUAGUACAUUAACAGAAUCUAUAGAGCGACGGCGAAGAUUAAAGAAUAUUGAGAAUAAGAAAAACACCUCAAGUUGUAAACUUUCAGAUAAUAAAUAUCCCUAUUGUUGUAAAAAUA